GGGCUGCGGCCUUUUCUCCCUCCCAGAGGGCUGCUCGGCCUGUGGCUCUGUGUCAAGCCGCGGACGGCCGUCUCUGUUCCGCAGGAUGGGUUUUGUUAAAGUCGUCAAGAAUAAGGCGUACUUCAAGAGGUACCAAGUGAAAUUUCGAAGACGGCGAGAGGGAAAAACUGAUUACUAUGCUCGGAAGCGCUUGGUAAUCCAGGAUAAAAAUAAAUACAAUACACCAAAAUACAGGAUGAUCGUCCGUGUUACCAACAGAGACAUCAUUUGCCAGAUUGCUUAUGCUCGUAUAGAAGGAGAUAUGAUAGUUUGUGCAGCGUAUGCUCAUGAACUUCCAAAGUAUGGUGUGAAGGUUGGCUUGACAAAUUACGCUGCAGCGUAUUGUACUGGCCUGCUGCUGGCCCGCAGGCUUCUCAAUAGAUUUGGCAUGGACAAAAUUUAUAAAGGCCAAGUGGAGGUCACUGGAGACGAAUAUAACGUGGAAAGCAUUGAUGGACAGCCUGGUGCCUUCACCUGCUACUUGGAUGCAGGACUUGCCAGAACUACUACUGGAAACAAAGUCUUUGGGGCCCUGAAAGGAGCUGCGGAUGGAGGCUUGUCUAUUCCUCACAGUACCAAACGAUUCCCUGGCUAUGACUCGGAAAGUAAGGAAUUCAACGCUGAAGUACAUCGGAAACACAUUAUGGGGCAGAACGUUGCAGAGUAUAUGCGUUACCUAAUGGAAGAAGAUGAAGAUGCCUACAAGAAACAGUUUUCUCAAUACAUAAAGAACAACAUAACUCCAGAUAUGAUGGAGAAUAUGUAUAAGAAAGCUCAUGUGGCUAUACGGGCCAAUCCUGUUUAUGAGAAGAAACCUAAGAAGGAAGUUAAAAAGAAGAGGUGGAACCGUCCCAAAAUGUCUCUUGCCCAGAAGAAAGAUCGGGUAGCCCAGAAGAAAGCAAGUUUCCUCAGAGCUCAGGAGCGGGCUGCUGAGAGCUAAAAUCAGCCAUGAUUUUUUAAUGGAGAUUUUGCAAAGACAGUAAUAAAUCUAUCGACCAAGCAGUGA
Messenger RNA from Sorex araneus (European shrew), 1045 nucleotides. RefSeq names its product ribosomal protein L5 (gene RPL5). Lineage: Eukaryota; Metazoa; Chordata; Mammalia; Eulipotyphla; Soricidae. Gene Ontology annotation, biological process: ribosomal large subunit assembly; translation. Gene Ontology annotation, molecular function: structural constituent of ribosome; 5S rRNA binding. Gene Ontology annotation, cellular component: ribosome; cytosolic large ribosomal subunit. The transcript has 8 exons. Bases 86 to 979 code for a protein of 297 amino acids. The record is from RefSeq and is a predicted model, not a curated record.